Messenger RNA from Rasamsonia emersonii CBS 393.64, 612 nucleotides. RefSeq names its product GAF domain nucleotide-binding protein. The transcript is spliced from 5 exons. The record is from RefSeq and is a predicted model, not a curated record. The coding region runs from base 1 to 612 and encodes 203 amino acids. Gene Ontology annotation, cellular component: cytosol. Gene Ontology annotation, molecular function: L-methionine (R)-S-oxide reductase activity; protein binding. Lineage: Eukaryota; Fungi; Ascomycota; Eurotiomycetes; Eurotiales; Trichocomaceae.
AUGCCCCACGCCGAUUCUUCCUUCUUCCCUGCGGGGUCGUCCAAAGAGCAGGUUUAUCAGCUCCUGCUUGAGCAGGCGCGGGGGUUGCUGGAGGGACAGCGCAAUUGGGUUAGUAACCUCGCCAACGUCGCCUCUCUCCUCUGGUACGCAUUCCACGCGCUCCCCCAGCCCUCCUCGUCCGUCAACUGGGCCGGCUUCUACGUCCGCGACGACCGAUUCCCCGUCCUGGCAUCCCCAGCCCGCUCGACCUCCACGCAGGGCCUCACCACGACGACCAUCGCAACGACCUACGCGUCCCCGGAAGACUACAAGCUGCUGCUGGGUCCGUUCCAGGGGAAACCAGCCUGCCAGGAGAUCCGGUUCGGAAGGGGAGUCUGCGGCACGGCGGCGCUGAAGAAGGAGACGGUUGUCGUGCCGGACGUGUUAGAGUUUCCGGGGCAUAUUGCCUGCGACGCGGACAGUCGGAGUGAGAUUGUGGUGCCGAUUCUUUUUGGGGGAGAGACCGUCGCCAUCAUCGACAUCGACUGCACCGAGCCAUCUGGUUUCGACGACGUUGAUAAAAAGUAUCUCGAGGAGCUGGCUGCUCUGCUAGCGGAGAGCUGCGAUUGGUGA